CAUCGCUGGGUGUUUUAGGCGACGCGGCCAGUCCUCGCGAAUGUGCUGUUAUUGUAGUGGUAAAAGCGGAGAAUGGUAGUAGUUACAGAGUGACACGAAUUGGGACUUCGCUGCAAUUCGGAGUAUUUUCGGCUUAAGAGUGAAGUUUCAAUUAAGAGUGAACGGGGGCUCGGCCCCUGUAGAGCACGGGGUGCCAUGGCCGACCGCACAGAUGCUCUGCUCAACGGCAAUCUCACCGAGGUGCAGGCGGUCGUUGAGGCCAUCCAAAGAAGCUGUAUAAAGUACCCAUCAGAGACCUUCCUAGACGUGGCCCUUCUGUGCGCCAACUAUAUUGCAAAGGUGUCACCUGGACUGAGCCGAACUCAAUCAAAACAACUACACGAUGCAAGCAUUUCCGUUCUCGGCAGGAUGCAACGAGAGUUGGUCAACGAAAAACUCAUACAGAAUAGCGACGUCCUCGCAAAGAUGUCCCAAGUGAUCCGCGUUUUAUCAAAGAAAAGCGAGCGUCUCGAUGACUUCGUGGCGCUCCCGCCGCUGCCAGUAGACUUCAUGCCGGCGUUUCCUGGCGGGGCCGAAUCUCAGGCGGCCUCCGGCCGAACUGGCACAGGCGUCCAAAGACAUUCUUUAGAUCCCAUUUUAGCUUGCGUUGAGCUGACGCUUUCUCCCGAAAUUAGUGGCCAGCACGGUGGAUCACGAAAAACUGUCAGCGAUAGCAAACCCGUUCUAUUUGCCCGUAACAGAGAAUGGAUAGCGUUCCAUGGUGUCGCGGAUUCGUUAAUGCGCGCAGCUCUUUCACUUCAGCGGCUUCCACUUGUGGAAGACGUAACUCGGCUUGAGACUUUGCUCUCAGAUGAAGUGCUCGUGCAGGCUGCGCGCGUGGUUGUUCGAAUGGCUUUACAAGCUCAUGACGAUGAUCGGACCUUGAAGUAUUGUCUAGAUAUCUACCAGACGCUUACGGGGCUCCUGCGCAGUUCUUCAGUUCGUCAAAAUGUUCACCUAUUAACAUGCGUUGCAUUGGUUCGGAGCAAUAGUGCUGACAGUGGAGCCUUACAAGGCCAUAGCGUGCCUCUAAACUGCACGUUGAUUCAACUUCUGGCGGAAUUGUUCGAGUGUACAUUGCAUGAUGGACGCACAUGGUCAAUUGAGGUGUUAGAAAAAGAUAUCACUUCCUCGUUCAGUGUUGAAAAGGUUCAGCUUAUAUUGGAGUUGCCAUUAUGCAAUCAUUUGUUCAGUUGCAUUUCGGUAGGGUACCGGAAAGCCGCACUGCUCGCUAGGCCAAGUUCGAGUCCUGAAGAUGACGAUGAUGAUUCCGAACCUAUCCUCGGCGCCUGGUACGAAGAGGUAUUAAGCCAGGAUAAUGCUGGUGCUGAAUUUGGCGGAGAGCACAACGACUCUGGUGAUUCGAACAGUGGUGAUUCUCACAUGCAGUUGGCAGCUAGGGCCGUUCACCUGCUUGAUGCACAGCUAGUCGCCGGGUUCCCGAACAUCGAGAAGUACCUUGCCAGAGAGCUGACGGCAGCCCAUAUGCUGACCUUGGCCAACAUCGUACGCGACCUUGACGGGGGGACUGUUGCUCCUGGUCAGAAGCAAUUCGCCGUUGCUAUUCAACGUUUGGUACAUAAUCUGUUUGCAAGAGGUGUUCUCAGUCGUGAUAUGCAGGAUACAUUGCUCAAUACGUUGGGCAUCAAUCCUUGGAAGUCGGGCGGUCAGUGGCCAUUGGAGAUUACGCCACGAUGUCUAGCCGUUCUGGCACAAGCGAUUCUCCUUCAUCCUGAUCCUGAGGGAGCGAAAAUUGCCGUUUGGCAAAAGGCUAUACAGGCGUUAAGCACCCGAUCAGCAUCCCAGCAACAGUUAACAAUGUCUGCUUCCGAAGUGGACUCACAGCAGAUCAGUGGUGCGGCCCAGUCAGCAGAGGCUGGAUUUGAGCACGCAUCUGUUGCCGCUCCCUAUGGGCAAACAGCAGAUUCAGUCUCCGAAGAUCUAAACGUGGAACACGCACAAUUGCUACUCUAUCUGUUUGAUUCAAUUCCUCUGAUGCAGCGCAAAGAACUUUUGCUCAGUCUUGUCGAUCCGAUCUGCGCCGGUGAUACUAACAAUAGAGAUGCAUCGCAGUCAUUUGCGGUACCAGGGUCAGGCGCUCGAACUUCGACAAGCGCGAGAGACCAAGAAAGCGGAAACAACUACUUGCGACUUGGACGUUUAUUGCACCUGUUUGAGUAUCUCGUUAAGCACUUGUAUGCGGCACCGACAUGGCUGACGGAUCAAGUGACCGCCAACAUCCUAGGAUGUAACGAUGGUUCGAGCACCUCUAGUGGAUCCGUAAAGUACUUCUCCUAUAAGGAACUUGAGGAAAACUUCCACAUGCAAGAAGGUUCUCAGCGAAAGCUGAAGUUCUAUACUUUGUGCGAAGAAACCCAGCCUGGACAGUUUCCUAAGCUUGACGGAUUCGCCAUUAACUUCCUACUCUCCACCCAAAGCCGAUACGAACGACUGUACAAGCGCAUAAUUGAUCUGCUCGACGUGGCUGGCAGCGACGCCGAGCAGCGUGAUAAAACACACUGCACAAGUUAUGUUCAGUUAUGCGGAGCCCAAUACGUCAUGUGGGGAGCGUGGCGUCUAUUUUUGAGUCUCCCACCCUCUCUUCAUGCUUUGGAGAAUCUCAAUUCGCACCCACUGCUGCUCUGCGUACUGUUGCCACGUCUCAGCCACCGAAAUCUGUCCGCUUGGGUAAAAGACGGCGUUGCGAAGCAGCUAGAAAACAACGCCGACCCGUCAGAAGCGCUAGAGCGAACAUUGGCAAAGUUUUCUGGCACCGACCACGAAAUCGCGCUUUUGGCCAACUUGAUAACACGUUUGGAGAAGAAUAGCUGGACUGGUACUGAUCUCUUCUGGCUAGAAGUUGUGUUGGGCAAACUGCAGCAUUCGUUCAACCACAUCGGUGAAAGUGAUGAUCAAAAACGAGAACAAGUAUCGCCACUGCUCGGGCGAGUCCUCCAUCUUCUACAACUGUGUCGACGUUCAUUGCACCGUCUCGUUCUUGAUGAAUUUGACUGCGGUGGCUUUGUGGCUGCUUAUGAUGUUGCCUUGGAGAUUGCCUCAUCACGGGCGAUGGACACCUCGGUGACUUGCGUCACAUUGGCGGUAGCAUCAUGUCUUCCCGAAGGCCUGUCAUCGAUUCUGAAUUGCAGCUGGAACUGUACGCCAUCCGAUGGCUGUCAUUCGGUGGAUUCAUGGAGGGCAGAUUUUGCAUCUGACCCGCUGCCGUCAGAGAGCUUGAUCGCAGCCAUCGCAGCUGCACACAUCGGAGCGUUGUCCAGAACCAAAAGUCUUUCUCUAGCGAUUCCCCUGAAAAGGGUACUACAUUUUGCUCUUCGAUUUGCCAACGACCUUUAUGCGAUGCGACAACAGCAGGUUGCCGAACAGGCGAGUGGUGAGCCGGCUCAAGGAGCAGACGAUUCGUUGGAUAAAGCCGAACAUUGGUAUGUGGCCUCGCUUGUGCCACUGCUCCUUGACGCUACCACAGAAAGCCAAAGUGAUUUCGCUGCGCUGUCGCUGCAGGACUUGCCCGGUGGCUAUGAGAAUGAAAUGCACUCUCAGGUGGUUGGCCACUGCUAUCGUCUGCUGACAACACAUAUACGGGCCAUUGGCAACAUGGAGCUCAUCUUUGACGAAUGCAUUAAGUAUCUUGAAAGUGUGACCGAGAAAUCCGCGGGGCGUCGGGCGCUCGCUCAGCUAGCUGAAACAAAUGAUCUGUGGGCUAUUCUAUACAAGGCGUGCAAUGUUCCACCGUACGCAAAUUAUGGUCUAGCGGUUCUGCGUUUCUUUACUAAUUUGUGGAAGUUUGAAGAAAUCGCAACCAAACUAACAAACGUAGACAAUUUACUAAAACACCUGAAUGCUGCCAAGCUACAAACGUGGUUGUACUCAAUCGUGUCAUGUGAAGAUGUUUUGGACGACACUCCAGCCAGCAACGAACGUCUGCUAGAAUCAUUUGUCUCUUCUGUGGUCUGCGCUGUGCGACACCCUGACCUUGAUCAGCUGCUGUUUGACGCCUUCGCAUCCCUGGCGGAACGAGUAGUACCUGCUGCACUAUCAGGGGGCGCUUUCACUGCAGCUUUAUCAGGCCUGGUUUGUCUUGCUACCUGCGGUGAACCGCGGUGGCACCUUGAGCUAGCUCAAACCUGCUCGCGCUGGUUGGACUCGCAGCCUUCUGAGGUCGGUUUUGCCGCCAUUGUCCACUAUCAGGCUAAGCUGGUUGCUGCAUUGAAAGCACUCAACACGAUGGACAGCGGCGAUCGCGACGAUGCGUCCUCAGACGAGAUCUCCUCGGAAGCGGCCUACGAUGAGGACUCGGCCGAAUCACUGAGUGAUGACGAAACUACCCGUCUAUGCACGUACACGGUUACCGCCCGCGAUUAUAUGAGCCAGCAUUGGUAUCACUGUCACACAUGCGGCAUGGUUGAAGGGGUCGGAGUUUGUUCGGUUUGCGCCAAGGUUUGCCAUAGAGAUCAUGACGUUACGUAUGCCAAGUACGGUUCAUUCUUCUGUGACUGCGGCGCCAAAAGCGACCGCAGCUGCCAAGCAAUGGAAAAGAGGACAUUGGCCAAUGCUCUAGCUAGCGCUCAAGUUCAACAGACUGUUGCUGCUGCAGUCCCUGGUAGCGUUGCUGGUUCUGGAGGUGGAGAAGAGUCACAAUUGGCUGCGCAGAGCUCGAGCUCGGUCGACUCGUUGGCCUCGAAAGGAGGUAACAGUGGAGCGACGGACAGCGGCAGGGAACUACCACAAUUGGCGCUUGCCCUAGCACCUUUUGAGAAGGAGUUACGUGAAGUUCUUUUGGGUCCUCGAACGGUGGAAGGAGUUUUGGCAAACGUUGUUGAUAAGAUCAGGCCAAAACUGAAAGAGGAUGCAGCGACUUCACCCAUGGGAAGCGCUGUCCGAGCUGAAAAAGCGCUGCGCCAAAUGCACGAAGGACCUUUGACAUUUGAGACUGUCGAUGAUCUCAUGCAGGUAACGAUCGGCUCUCAAGAGGGCGCGUUCGAAAAUGUUAAGAUGAACUUGGGUGGUGAGCAACAACUUCGACAGCUGUUGCAAUCACACCAUGUUCGAAGAGUGGCCAUGUGCGCAUUGAGUCAGGGGGCUGGCGCAGGCCGAAGACAACAAGUGGCUGUAUCGCACGAAAAGGGCAAGGUGACUCUCCUACAGCUGGCGACCUUACUCCGACAAGCCGAAGCACCUCGAAGGCGUCUAACCAUUACACGGCUGGCCAGCGCACCUGUGGGCUUCACGGCUCUAUCUGUCGUCGCGAAUCCCGCCACUCCGGCGGCCGACGAUCAUCUGGCAGUAUGCGGUCUUAAGGACUGUCACGUACUGACGUUCGGACAGAACGGGGUUUUGUUGAAUCGCCUAACGGUCACUGUUGGCUUGGAAGGGCAAAACUACAUCAUCAAAGCAAUUUGGCUGCCUGGCAGCCAAACGGAACUCGCCGUAGUAACGCACGAAUUUGUGAAGAUUUUCGAUUUGGCCGUCGACGCUGCCGCACCGACGUAUCAUUUUAUAUUAGCGUCGGGCAAUGUGAAGGACGUGACAUUCGUUCGAUUGGACGCAAAAGACCGUUACAUGGUGGUCAUGUCAACCAACGGAUUCGUCUACUACCAACAGUUAUGCGAAGAAAGUCUAGCGACGAAUGGAAGCUUUUAUGUCACUAACGUCAUGCAGGUCGAUCAUUCCGGCAUGAACGGAAGUGGAGGGACAUCGAUCUACUAUUCGCACGCGAUGCAAAUGCUUUUCCUCAGCUUUACUAACUCGAAGACGUUGAUGGCCCCAUUGACAACAAUGGAUGGCACACUUGGGCCAGUCUCUCAGUUGCAGUUGGCUAGUAAAAGUUCGUCCGCGCUGUCAAACAAGUUGGCCGGCGGACAACCCCUGGUCGCUUGGAGUGAGGUUCCCCACCAUCCGGGCCUUGUGCUAGCAAUGCAACAAUUUUCUAAUAAUCCCGUCGUUAUUCUGUUGCGUCCGGGGACUGCUCACGUCCAGGAAAUUAAAUUGCCUACUGCGAAGUCGAAGAUCUCAGAUAUGGUUGCGUUACGACAUCCGGGCAAUGGAGGUGAACUUCGUACAAAUCUGGUUGUCCUUUGUGAAGAUGGCAGCCUGAAAGUGUUUACGGCUAAUGCGCCUGAGACCAACUUCUGGCUGAAUUUGCGUCCCUCGCCAAUAAUCCCGGCGAAACGAGGUACGUCGAGACGAAGAGCCAAAGAAGCAUCGACCACAGCUGCAGCGAUGCAACCAACAAAUCCAUCAUUGGUGUCCUCGGGGAGGCCACAGUUCCCCAUUGACUAUUUCGAGCAUUGUAACCCGCUUCAGGAAGUUGACUUUGAGGGAAAUGAUUUACUCGAGGUGUACAAUAGAGAGCAGCUGAAAACGCGACUUUGCAGUAAUUCGCUCUAUGUCGUCUGCACAAAAAGUGGUGGCUUCAAAUUAGAUGUCAUCAAUAGUGAUAGUAGCAUGGUCAUAACAGGACUUCGCAUUGCUGUGGGAUCACAGGAUAUUCAGCGUGUUCCCCCUUAUGUGGAGCUGUUUGGACGAACUAUCAAUUUGGCCUGCUCUCGGGCGCGCUGGUUUGAUCUUCCCCUAACUCGUGACGAAAGUCUUCAAGCCGACAAAAAGGUCACGCUCACCUUUGGCGUGUCUGGUGAUCCCACAUUUGUAACAAUUCUAGAUUCUGUUAAAGUAUAUGGUCGAACAAAGGAAUCAUUUGGAUGGCCCGAAGACAAUGAGGAGCUAUUGACGAGCAGCACGUCGGUGCCAGGUCAGCAGUCUCCUUUAUGGCAACAGUUGGAAGACAGUCUACAGUUGGUUGAGGCGAGUUUUUCGCUGAUCUCGAACGAAGAGCGGAGUCAAGCAACUCAUGACGACAGCGGACUACGUAGCCGUGCACUGGACGUCGCCUUGCAGCUGCUGCUGCUGCCAAUAAGUUCGCCGCAAUUGCAGGGGCUUAUUAAAAGCCUGUUAUCUGCACUACACGUAUCAUCAAACGAGUGUGCCUCGAGAAAGGACGAGGCUCUAUUACAGCAUGUGGAGGACUCACUAAACAGCAGCCCGGAUGGUGAAGCCUUCUUCCGUUUAACAUCAAUUACGCGUUCAGUGGCCGCAACCCGCGCGGACCACAUAGCUAACAUGACACAGCCUGGCUUUGUUGACCUCUUGAUGUCUCAUUUUUGGAAAUUGCUCGCAAUAUCGCCCGAUGAUCCACUUGUGGCUCCUGUGACCCGAAUCGGACUGGCUCAUGUUGACGCGACAGUUCACAACCUGGUGGAUAUCCUGUAUGCAAUGCUGGGCACUACAGAUCCCGGGAGCCAAAUCGUCAAACAUCUCGUCGAUUUGUUGCUCUACCCACACGCUCACAUUGGGUUCGGUGCUCGUUCGGCACUUGUACGAGCGGUGCGACCAAAACGGUCGCCAGGGGGCGGCCAGGGCGGCGCAGCGAGUGGCAAAAGCCAGUCUCCCGCUUCUGAACAACUACUCGGAGAUAUUGGGCCAAUGGAGAGCGAUGAAGAGUUAUUAACGUCUAUUGUCGACCUUGAUAAGAAGAGCAGCGCCCUUGUAUGCAACAUGCUGAGCCACGUCCGGCGCCUUGAAGACGGGAUUACUGCGGUGCCCUUUCUCCAAGUAUUGCUAUCGCUUGUAUCACAACCAGAACACGUGGAAGCACUCGUAGAAACGGCAAUCGAUAUGGGUGCAAAUAUCACGGUCGAAUCAACAAAAACCAGCCAUGUCCAAUUCCUACUGCUCAAGGUAUGCUCAAUUCUCCUUGGACGAAAGACUCCGGCUCGCGCAGCAACAGCUAAACGCCUCCUUGAGGCAAAUAUGUUCGACAAAUGCUUCGCGGUGCUCACUCGAUUACUUGAGCAUUGGAAAACGUACAGUCCGCAAAUAGAAAACGGUUUGCUCGAAUGCCAGCGUUUAGACCUGUCAUCGGUUGACAUGCUACCCUUCUUCCAGAAGACCUUUGUUCGAUCCCAUGCCGGCGAUGUGUUUGAGGAUUUCCGCCAGGCACUCACCGAGAUGAUGCUGAAGUUGGCCUGUCAGAUGAAGCAGACGCUUCCUGAUCAAACAUUCGCUUCGAUGAGCCAUUGGCACGGCCUUUUGUGCGAGCUCAUGAUGGCACCGCAGGCCGCUUUUGCCAAAAAGGCCGUUCGCAAGCUCCUGAUGUUGCUGUGCGGUUCGAAAGAAAGCUACCGACAAGUUCGAGAUCUGCACGCCUUCGGCGUUCACAUGGCCGCAGUGCAGGAACGUAGUAAGCAAUCCGACUAUGAUGCGCUUAUCGAGCUGAUGGAACAUCUAAAAAGUUGCGUUGACGUCGCUUCACUUCGUGUCUCUAACUGGCAGCGAUUCUGUCUAGCGAAUAAGUGGAUCCUGGCAUUCCUUCUUCGGGUAUCGUUCUCAUUAAACGAAGGUGUAGCGCCAGCAAUCUUGCAGUUGUUACAGUUGGCAAUCUGUGACAACAAUAACAAUCAGCCUCAACCAUCUGGUUCUUGCCAGCAGCAAUCACAACAGCAGCAGCAACAACAGCAAAAUAAUCUUUCAGCUGGUGCUCAAACCAGUGGUCAGAAGGAUAAGGAAACCUCGCAGUUGGCAGCCCAGCUCGUCGCACAGCUAAACCUUAAAGUAGACGGUCCUCUGAUUUCGAAGUUCCUGGUCAGCUUCCUGCUGGAUUCAAACACAACCUCAAUUCGUUGGCAAGCACAUUCGCUUAUGCAUCACCUGCACUCAAACUCGGCUCAGGAUCGACAACGUGAGAUCGUCAACAUGAUGUGGUCGUUAUGGCCCCAGCUGCCAUUGUAUGGCCGUAAAGCAUCACAAUUUGUCGAUCUGCUCGGUUUCUUCACGCUCAAUCAGGAGGGCGGCGAUGAGCGAGGCUACGGCGAGAAGAUGAUGGGUGUUUUGCAGAAACAGAACGGCAUUAUCGAAAAGCAUCCUAACACCGCUAUCUAUAAUGCGAUUCAGGGUCUCGUCGAGUUCGAUGGCUACUAUCUUGAAUGCGAGCCUUGCCUUGUGUGCAAUAACCCUGAAACGCCGUUUGCGUCGGUGAAGCUCAGCCAGAUUAAGGUCGACUCCCGAUUUACGACGUCGAGCCAAAUCGUGAAGCUGAUUAGUUCGCAAAUCAUCUCGAGGAUGACGCUGCGUAUUGGUGACGUGAAAAAAAGCAAGAUGGUGAAAACGGUGAAUAUCUACUACAAUAACCGAACCGUACAGAGCGUUGUCGAUCUGCGCCAUAACAAACGUUUGUGGAACCGCGCGAAGAGUUGUCCGCUGGUUCAGGGACAGACUGAAUUGAAAGUCGAGUUCCCUCUGCCAAUUGUGGCAUGCAAUUUGAUGAUUGAGUUUGCAGAAUUCUACGAGAACCCAUUGGCGGCUGCCGAGCCCCUCCAGUGUCCUCGGUGCUCUACGCCAGUGUCAGCCACGCCAGGAGUAUGUGGAAAUUGCGGCGAACAGGUGUUCCAGUGUCAUAAGUGCCGCCAAAUCAAUUACGACGAGAAAGAUCCGUUCCUGUGUAACAACUGUGGUUUUUGCCGUUAUGCGAAGUUCGAUUUCCAUCUGUACUGCAAGCAGUGCUGUGCUGUAAACCCAAUCGAAAAUGAGGAGGAACGGAAGAAAGCUGUGGCGUUCAUGAACAAUCAGUUAGACAUCGCUGACAAGAGCUAUACGGUGAUGCAAAGUUACAAACCGGUCCUGGAAAGUCUUCUGGCACGAAUCUACGAACGGGAAGAGAGUGAGGGAAUCACACAUCCGCAACAAGGACAUGUCAACCGUUCGAUUCAACAGCUAGGCCAAAAAUACGGUAGCGACUGUAAAGCCACCUUUGACGAACUGUCCGCCACCGUACAGAAGGUCCUAGCGUGUCGUAAAGAGCUAGUGGAGAUUGAGUGCGCCCGGCGCGGUGUCCCUGCUCCCUCACAAAGUAGCGUCUCCUCAGGCCGAUGCUUUGGUUGUGUGUCUGCUUCGAUUGAACUAGUCGUGACCCUUCUGCGUGCGAUGACUACAAAACCAGCAUUCGCUAACGUUCUCUGUGAACUUGGACUAAUCGGAGAGCUGCUAUCCUGUAACCUACGGCAGGGAAGCUCGCGUCUUCGACGAGAUGUACGCCAUUUGUUGGUGUCGCUAACUGCGGAUAAUCCCCAGGCAACCGAGCUGCUAAACGGACUUAUAUUGGAGAAAGUUCAACUUGCAUUGCGCGGAAACUCAACCGACCUAGUAGCAACAGUUCGCCAUGAGAUGUCCCUGUUAGCACUUUCUGUUGCUAAGGUUGAUUCGUGCUGGGAAGAUAGGCUGCGUACUGUAUUCAUCAUAUUCCGUCUCACGCAGCAGAUGGAGUUCGGCUCGCAUUCUGUGCUUGAAUGUGUUACCCUACCUUGUCUAAAGAUCAUAUGGGAGGUUGUUAGCCAGUCAAGAGGCCACAUCAAAUGGGGUCCUAUGGAUCGGACGUUGGAUCUUGAUAAAUGGAUCAUGAAGGACGCUCGUCACGGAUACGAACGAUGGGCAUCGAGGAUUGGCAGCGUAGAGGAACAAGUUCCGGCUUCGGUAAAACAGGCCGCCUUUAACUGGAAAAGAGCUACAAGAGAAAGUACUGGGGCAACAAACAAGAACUGGUUGGAGCACAUGAUGUUCAAUCCGUCAUCCAGGCAGGCUCGGGAGGUUGCCUGUAUGCUGACUGAGGCUUUAUCAGAAUCGCCUUGGUGUUACAGCGAGCUUCUCGAUAUGUUAACAAGCUACCUGGAUCAAGUAGGAGUUGCCGGCGAACAUGGAGCACGCUUUAUGGAGCUUUACCAACAACUCAUUCGUGACGAACCGUGGAAGCAGUACGUUGUCAUCAAAGGGCUUAUGACAAAAAUAUCAGUGCUCAUGGCCGACGAAAUCGGCAAGCUAAACAAGCUUGAGGAGACUGCGCUGACAGCCGACUUGACACAAGGUUUUGCCUUGAAAAUGCUCACCGAAGUGUUAGCUUCACUUCUCUCUGUCGAUGAGAUCAGACAAUACUUUAAAGGACAGAUGCUAGGCUCGGUGUUGGACGGAUACCUCUGCCUACGUCGAUUGGUUGUCCAGCGAACGAAACUUGUCGACGAUACCCAAGAGAAGCUAUUGGCCCUUUUGGAACAGAUGACCACUGGAACCGAAAACGAGACGCGAGCGUUCCUCGAGUUGUGUGUAGAAACAGUGAAGAAAUUUGGUGCAGAUGACAUUCGCACACCGGUGUUCAUUUUUGAAAGAGUAUGCAAUCUAAUCUACCCUGAAGAAAGUGAAGCUAAGGACUUCCAGGUCUCUUUGGAAAAGGAUAGUCAACAGGAAGACUUCCUUCAAGGGCGUAUGCUUGGCAAUCCCUACUCGUCUAAUGAAGCUGGUAUCGGACCACUAAUGCGCGAUAUUAAGAACAAAAUAUGCGCUGAUUGUGAAUUGGUGGCGCUACUCGAGGACGAUAACGGAAUGGAACUACUUGUAUGCAACAAAAUCAUCUCUCUUGACCUGCAAGUAAAAGACGUCUUCAAGAAGAUCUGGUGUGUAGAGAGCAACCCUGACGACCCUAUGCGUAUUGUGUAUCGAAUGCGCGGUCUUCUCGGGGACGCGACCGAAGAAUUUAUUGAGUCGCUCGACAGCAAGGAUUCGAUGGCCAUUGACGAGGAACAGGUGUACAAACUUUCGGAUGUCAUGGCAACAUGUGGAGGUUUAGAGGUGAUGUUGGAUCGCCUCAAUUCGUUAGAUGUUGAGAAAGCUACCCCACUGCUCCAGGUCAUCCUCAAAUUACUGGGGCUCUGUAUUAAAGUUAAGAAGAAUCGGCGAUGUCUUGUAAAACUCCGUUGUAUUCCUACACUGCUUAAGACACUUCGCGCAUCAUUGAUUGCACGUCAAACUCUAAUACCUGAACAGCUUAUCAACCUGAUUGAGCGCGUGAUUCAGGAAGCUCUUGACCAGGAGUCUUCUGUGUUAGAAGAUUUUUUCACGCACACGGGAAGUGUAGACGAUCUACAGUUCUUAUUGAAACGAGCUAGCGACUCACCGCCACUCCUAACGCCGUUAAUGCGAAUUGUGCCAUCCUUAACGCUGAUGGAUGAUGCAAAGAUGUCUACUCUAUUUGACCAUUUCCAACCGCAUCUUGACUUCGCGCUCUUCGAUGCCCAACGAAAUGUUGAAUCAGAACUAGCGAUGGACGGAUUUUGUGUGCUGGUACAGGGUCUCGACACUCAUCCGCUUCAUCAUCAACUACGUGAUUGCUUUGUUCAGAGGGGCAUUUUGCAGUCCGCCAUUGAUUACCUAAACUGUAACGCCCCACCGUCAAAGAGCACCCUUCUGGUCAUCUCUGACGGGUGGAAGCAGUUCGUGGCUAAACCAUCGUUAAAAUUAAUUCUGCGUUUACUGUCGGGCUGUUGCCGAGGUCACGAGGCCAGCCAGACACUUCUUGGUGGCACGAUUCCUAUCAUUCACAGGCUGGAACAGGUAUCUAGCGAAGAACAUGUUGGCUCUCUUGCGGAGAAUCUUAUGGAAGUUCUCAGAGAAGGCAACUCAAAAGUAAAAAAACAGGUUGACGAUGCACGUCGACAAACUCGGGCUGAAAAAAAGAAACUUGCUAUGGCUAUGAGGCAAAAACAGCUCGGUGAGCUGGGUAUGAGAACAAACGAAAAGGGCCAAGUGACCAAACAAGUCGGUGGCGGAAGCAACAACCUGCUGUCGCAAAUGCAAGCGUUGGCUGAAGAGCAAGGGCUGUCUUGCAUUAUUUGCCGUGAAGGGUAUCGCUUUCAACCACAGAAAGUGCUAGCCAUUUACACGUUUACCAAGCGCUGUCCAGUCGAAGAAUACGAAAUGGACCCGAACACCUAUGGAGCCCCAAUGGCUCCAACCCCACGUAAGACUCUCGGCUACUCAACUGUAACGUACUUCAAUCUCGUUCACGUCGAAUGUCAUUUGAACGCUGUUCGUGUGAUGCGUGGCCGAGAUGAAUGGGACUCGGCGACCCUACAGAAUUCAAACACCAAAUGUAAUGGUCUUCUGCCCCUUUGGGGCCCUCAGGUGUCCGAGCACGCGUUCGUAACAGCUCUGGCGCGCCACUCGACUUACAUCCAGGAGGCGACAGCGCAGCAUGACGUUGGACACGUGUUUACAGUACACGACCUCAAAUUGCUCCUCAGCAGGUUUGCCUUCGGCAAGUCGUUCUCCAAAGACACCGGCGGCGGCGGACCGGAGAGCAAUAUGCACCUGGUGCCAUAUCUGUUACAUUUGGCCGUCUACACUCUGCUAUCAACAAAGGCUGUCGCCAGAGAACAAACCGCAAUGGUAAAAUUCCUUGAUAUGAAACUACCCAAGCUGCACCGGAACUUCUUCGAGCAAGAUAGCCCCACCUACCAGUUGACACUAGCACUGGCCAUUUGGCCGCCAUCCGUGUGGCGGCAAAAUCGUCUUGCGUUCAUCCGUCGACUCGUACAGUGCGGUCAAGCGCGAAGCUACGGAAUGAAACUGAAUGACUAUUCGACAACGCUGCGAACGAUGUCCGUUUACAAGCCCUAUCUUUUGAUGGCCGCGCUGGUAGAUAAACUCUACAAUGAUAUGCUCUUGAUUGAGAAGGAGUCAACGCUUGAGUCGUGGACUCAAGAUCUUCACGACUACAUUCGGCACAACGAUCAGGCCCUCUCCGACAACGCUAAGAAAGUAUGCGAGUGGUUCAUCGAUUUGGACAGGCGGUUUGAUCGAAUCGAGGUGCUAGGCGAAGCUUUGAGAUUGGAUCUUAGUGGCAGUUUUCUUGAAAGCGCUCUCAAACUCCAGUGACUAUAAUAGCCGAUAUUCAAUCUGUUUGAAAUACUGUUUUUAGCCUCAAGAGAAGAAAUAGGUGGAAAAAAACGAAUCAUCAUUGACUCAUACACACACAAAUAUAGAUAUAGAAAUACUAUGAAAACGCCACGGAAAGACGUAGCAUACACAAGUGAUGUUAAAACCGUGAUAAAGAAAAACAAAAUAAAAAUGCGCGUGAUUAUAAUUCAAUAUGCUGGCGGGAAAAGUUUGGUGUCGACUAAUAAAAUAAGUUAUUUACGAAUUA
Varroa destructor (honeybee mite) is the source of this 14077-nucleotide messenger RNA. It is a transcript of the gene poe, whose product is annotated as E3 ubiquitin-protein ligase-like protein poe. NCBI's taxonomy places the organism in Eukaryota, Metazoa, Arthropoda, Arachnida, Mesostigmata, Varroidae. The record is from RefSeq and is a predicted model, not a curated record. Gene Ontology annotation, molecular function: zinc ion binding.